AUGUCAUCAGAUAGAGAGAAGAGUAGAAAUACGCUCAGACAAAUGUUUGACAAGUUUGAUCAUGACAAGGAUGGGUCGAUCAACAAGACUGAACUAAAGAAAGGUUUCAAAGACUUUGGAUUAGACGUUUCAGAUGAUCAAAUUCAUAAGAUGAUGGAUAUUGCAGAUAGCAAUAAGAAUCAUACAAUUGAAUGGGACGAAUUCUAUCAUAUUCUUCAAGCAUCGAAAUCACAAGAAGUAUCAGAUAUCGCAGAGCAUUGGUUACAAUUUAGUAGCAAGCCUAUUAUACAUGCACCACAAGAGACACCAUCAUGGAAGUUACUUAUAGCCGGUGGCUUUGCAGGUGCAGUCUCACGUACUUGCACUUCACCACUUGAACGUCUCAAGAUCCUUCGUCAAGUGUCAUCGAUGAAUCUCGAGAGCGGUGCUCCACAAUAUGGUAGUGUCUUUACGUCACUCAGAACAAUGUACCGUACAGAGGGACUCAUGGGUCUAUUCAAGGGAAAUGGAACCAAUGUCAUUAGAAUCGCCCCUUAUUCGGCCAUUCAAUUUUUAGCAUACGAAAAAUACAAAGAGUUUUUAAUGGAAGAUGGAAAAAAACAUUUAACAACUGCACAAAAUCUAAUUGUUGGUGGUGCAGCUGGUGUAACAUCAUUAUUAUUUACUUAUCCACUCGAUCUCAUUAGAGCUAGACUUACAGUACAAAUCAACGAACAAAAAUACAAUGGAAUUCUCAAUACCUACAGAACGGUUGUCAAAGAAGAAGGUUAUGCAGGUUUAUAUAAAGGUUUAUUUACCUCUGCAUUGGGUGUAGCACCAUAUGUAGCCAUUAAUUUUACAACAUACGAAUCAUUAAAAUAUUUUUUCACACCCGAAGGAGAACAUUUAUCUGUACCACAAUCUCUUUUAUAUGGAGCCGUCUCUGGAGCCACCGCACAAACAUUCACCUAUCCAAUCGACUUGCUGCGUCGACGUUUGCAGGUCCAGGGUAUUGGAGGCAAGCCAGCAGUCUACUCUGGUCCUUUUGACGCAUGCAAAAAAAUAGUUCAAGAAGAGGGUGUCAAGGGUCUAUACAAGGGUAUGAUCCCAUGUUAUCUCAAGGUCAUCCCAGCCAUCAGUAUCAGCUUUUGUGUAUAUGAACUCAUGAAAAAUCUUUUAGGAAUAGAUAGUAAAAAGGUUUCUUAUUCGUCUGGUUAA
Messenger RNA from Cavenderia fasciculata, 1197 nucleotides. RefSeq names its product EF-hand domain-containing protein (gene mcfB). Gene Ontology annotation, biological process: transmembrane transport. Bases 1 to 1197 code for a protein of 398 amino acids. NCBI's taxonomy places the organism in Eukaryota, Evosea, Eumycetozoa, Acytosteliales, Cavenderiaceae. The transcript has 4 exons. The record is from RefSeq and is a predicted model, not a curated record. Gene Ontology annotation, molecular function: calcium ion binding.